Molecule: messenger RNA, 4382 nt
Organism: Equus caballus (horse)
Lineage: Eukaryota; Metazoa; Chordata; Mammalia; Perissodactyla; Equidae
Gene: GDAP1
Product: ganglioside induced differentiation associated protein 1
Biological process (GO): mitochondrial fission; mitochondrial fusion
Cellular component (GO): mitochondrial outer membrane
Source: RefSeq, a predicted model, not a curated record
UAGCAUCUUCUAAUGAGAACUCAUAGGUCCUCAUCCUGUGGUUUUGUCUGUCAACCAGAACUUCUCUUCCGCCAAAGGGACAGACUCUCCAAGAGGAACUCUAAGUAUGUUGUGAAAUUGCUGCUUUCAUAUCUGAGCAACCUCUACUCCACCUCCAAAACCGAUGGGUUAUUUGUAAUCAACAUUAUUCAUUACUCAUUUUAUAAUCCGGGACUCACACUUUAGAUUGUUUCCCUUAAAAAACAUCCCGUUGCACCUCCCACGUAACUUCCGUAUUCCAGAGGCUUUCUGGCGCGCAGACACUGCCGCAUCUUUGCAGAUUCGGCCCCGCAGCUUUCUCGCCGCCGAAACUACACUUCCCAGCCGUCUGUUCGGCCGUGCGGACUCGCCUUUCCCGGCUCCCGGAGGCUUCACGGAAAAUCUAACGACGCUUUGCCGAGCAGUGUGGGUGGGAGAAGCACAGGGCGGACAGUCGAGGCCCUCCGGCCGCUCGCGCACCUCGAGAUGGCCCGGAGGCAGGACGAGCAGAGAGGGAGCGCUCCCUUGAUGGCGGAAGGCAAGUCGGACGCGGAGGUUAAGCUCAUUCUGUACCACUGGACGCAUUCCUUCAGCUCGCAAAAGGUGCGCCUGGUAAUUGCUGAAAAGGCAUUGAAGUGCGAGGAACAUGAUGUAAGUCUGCCCCUGAGUGAGCACAAUGAGCCUUGGUUUAUGCGUUUGAACUCAACUGGAGAAGUGCCUGUCCUUAUCCACGGGGAAAACAUUAUUUGUGAGGCCACUCAGAUCAUUGAUUAUCUUGAACAGACUUUCCUGGAUGAGAAAACACCCAGGUUGAUGCCUGAUAAAGGAAGCAUGUAUUACCCACGGGUGCAACAUUAUCGAGAACUGCUUGACUCCUUGCCCAUGGAUGCCUAUACACAUGGCUGCAUUUUACAUCCUGAGCUAACUGUGGACUCCAUGAUCCCAGCUUAUGCAACAACACGGAUUCGCAGCCAAAUUGGUAACACAGAGUCUGAACUGAAAAAACUUGCCGAAGAAAACCCAGAUCUACAAGAGGCAUACAUUGCAAAACAGAAGCGACUGAAAUCAAAGCUGCUUGACCAUGACAAUGUCAAAUAUUUGAAGAAAAUUCUUGACGAAUUGGAGAAAGUCUUGGAUCAGGUUGAAACUGAGUUGCAAAGAAGAAACGAAGAAACCCCAGAAGAGGGCCGCCAGCCUUGGCUCUGCGGAGAGUCCUUCACCUUGGCCGACGUCUCGCUCGCUGUCACAUUGCAUCGACUGAAGUUCCUGGGGUUUGCGAGGAGAAACUGGGGAAACGGAAAGCGACCGAACUUGGAAACCUAUUACGAGCGUGUCUUGAAGAGAAAAACAUUUAACAAGGUUUUAGGACAUGUCAACAAUAUAUUAAUCUCCGCAGUGCUGCCAACAGCGUUCCGGGUGGCCAAGAAAAGGGCCCCAAAAGUUCUUGGCACCACCCUUGUGGUUGGUUUGCUUGCAGGAAUGGGAUAUUUUGCUUUUAUGCUUUUCAGAAAGAGACUUGGCAGCAUGGUAUUAGCACUUAGACCCAGACCCAAUUAUUUCUAGGCUGGUCGAGAUCUAGGGGUGGCAACUUCCCACUAGACCUCUGUCCACUGUUCCAGGCCCGGGGAAGAAUGGCCCUGGGCAACUAGUAAAAAGCAUAAUUUACUUUACUCUUUGGGUAGUUUAUGUGGGGAGAGGAGGCAAUGAAAAUGUUUUUGUGGGCUGGCAACUUUGAGCUAAUCCAUCCUUAAAACAUGUGCAAGGUUAAGAUAUAUAAACACUGUCAGGUAGAGAAUACACCUUUAUCUCCAAAUGCCAGGUCAAGUUCUGAGUUAUUUUUUGGGAGAAGGUUAUUAUAAUGAACAGACAGUAAUAAUAACCUGUGAUGGCCCAUCUGGGACUGUCUGGAUGUGCUGAGGGUUGAAUAGUUAGCAGUUUUCCCUUAGAAUUCAGAAGUCAUCUUUGUUACAAACACGGGUUCAGACAGCAACAGGGCAGAGCAAUGCUUCGUACUACCACUGCUAGCUUCAGACAGAAAUAAGGGAGAAAAAGGGAAAAGGGAGAAGGGGGAAAAAGGGAGAAUGAAGUUUAUACGGUGAAGAGCAGUAGAAUGCAGCCUCCAGGUGCCUCCAAUACCACUCAUGGCUGCCUGUCCCCUUAAGUAAACAUUACAUGUGACUACUUGUGGCCACUGCCCACACAUCCUCCUGUAACUGAGAACCCUUGGGAAAAGAAGACAAAAGAGUUAGACAGGGGGUUUUCUUGGGAAAGGAAAACCGCCGGCUUCAUGUUUACACACCUCACCUGACCUUAGUGUUAAUUUUAAAUCCGUAUGACUCACACUCCUUGUUUUAAUGAGAUUAACUGCUUACGUACUUGGAUGUGAGAUGCCCACGGGAACAUGUCUGCCUGGCAUUUACAUGAAAAUCUGAAGUGAUGUCAAAAUGGCUCUUUUCUCUUCCUCCUGGUUCCCCAAUUCAAUGGUGCCUAUGAGAUAUCACUCCUGUGGACCGUGUCCAGUCACUGGGGGACGUGGCCUCUACAGCCCCUUGUAUGCACACAUCUAAGGUCCCACCUAAUCACUAGCAUGGAAUGUGGCUGGAUAGUGAGUAUUUUGGUGACUGAGAGUACUAAAUAUGCUCUUUCUGCAUUUGGGAAGGCUGGUGUGUUAACACAAAAACUGUUUUCUAUGCCUUCCAUCUGUUUAUUGUCAUCAACAAAGCCUUAAAAGGUUACAGAAAAAGGAAUGUGUAGUCUUAACCCUUGGCAGUUAAUUUAGGGGAGAAGAAAUAAGUGGCUAGAUAGUGAUGUCCACCAAUAUUCAUUCAUGAUUGUCUAGGCAUUUUGGGGGGUACGUCAGUCUACUGGGAAGGGACAAUCCCAGUGUGUCCCAUGGACACCCAUGGAACUGCAUCAUUGAGUGUGUGCUCAGGAGACAGAGUUCGUGGUGACAGGAAGACAGAGUUUCUCUGGAGCUGGCCAGAAAGGCCUUGGGAGCAGUUUCAGCCAUCUGAUGGGAAGUGUGAGUAGAGAAUGAUGAGUUAGGGUUCCAGCAAACACCAGAAGCUUAUUUGGACUGCCUUGGGUUGGUUGUGCAAAACAGCUGAAGAAGGGACUGACUUUUUCGUUCAUAGGAAACAGUCGUACUUAGGAAACAAUGACUUUUUGAUGGUAAAACGAUUCUAUAAUCCAUUUCAUGACCUAGUUGUUUUAGGAAAUCUUAAUGAACUGGAUGUUCCCUGUUUACAGAAAAUUAAUAACAUCUCCAGUGUAAACUCAAUCCAGUAAUAAUGAACAGACUGAUAGCCUUUAUAAUGUCUUAAUUUUGUACCUCAGCAUAUUGUCGUAUAAAGUAUCUGAACUCAUUUGUCGCUGGGACAUUCCAAUCCAUGUAUUCAUAAAGAGCCACAAAAUGAUUAUUUAGUAGUUCAUAGUGUUUCAGAGUUAUGUCACCCCGUUAGAAGCAAGAACUCAGACACGAAGAAAUCAAACUGGGUUUUUAUAAAAAUCUGCAAAGACUAUUUGCCUGUGUAAGGGUUGUUGAUAAAGAAUCAAGAUUGGAAGCCCAGUGCUGGCCUUUCCUUAAAUGUAUGUUAUUAUUGAAUCAGAGGAAAUCUACUAGGAAGCAUUUAUAAUUUUCUGACACGGUUUCACCGGAAGUUUGCUUGCGUCAAUAUCAAAGAUGACGUAUCGUGGCAGUUUCUCUUGUUUCAUGGAUACCUUUGAGUUUAUACUUUUAAAAUGUUUGUUUAGGGAUGUAACGACCACUAGAUGUUGCUGUUCAUCCAGUAGUCUGAGAUCGGGCGUUCUUAAGAUUCAGCAAGCCUCCUGAACCGUUUCACGUGAAGAUAAACAUUGAUGACCUUACUUUCGGAAAUGAGGGCAUCUUCAUCAGAUCAUUCAUCUGUAAAAAAGCUUGAGGCACGUGUAAUAUUGAUUUCUAAUGCUUGCAAGGGAUAACAGUACCACACAAUGUCAAGCUAAACAGCUGAACGGAUACUGUUAGCAAAAUAGGCACUUUUAUGUGUUUUCUUUUUCACGAUCCUUGGUGACUGGCCAAUGUACUCCUCAGUUUCUAAAAUUUGUAUAAACACUACUGUUAGAAAAAUGCCUGAGGUACUAAAUUUAUGUUGGCUAUUUAUGUCUUAACUCAUAAAUACCUUCUUGUUAUUGCAAUUGUAUGCGUUUUGAAUCCAGAUAGUGGUAAAUUGCUUGCUCGAUUUUUAGUAAUUACUGAUAUUGACACCAGAGUCGUAGAUUUUUUGGUGUUGUUAAAUGUAAUAGAGAGAUCAAGAUACUAUUCUGCCUGUAAGAUCAAUAAAAGUAUCUAGAAAAUAAAUGUCCUGAAAGUACUAAUUUUGUAA